Molecule: messenger RNA, 4109 nt
Organism: Galleria mellonella (greater wax moth)
Lineage: Eukaryota; Metazoa; Arthropoda; Insecta; Lepidoptera; Pyralidae
Gene: Wdr59
Product: GATOR complex protein WDR59
Exons: 13
Coding region: 142-2934 (930 amino acids)
Molecular function (GO): protein binding
Source: RefSeq, a predicted model, not a curated record
UUUAAAAUUCUUAUUACAUGUGUUUUAAUGUUUGUUUACUAAAAUUUUAUCAUUUUUUUAUACAAGGAAAUAAAAACGAAACACGAUUGAUAUUUUUUCUAUCUCUAUUUUAUAUGUAUUUAAUAAAAAUUUUGAUAAAAAAUGUCGGUACAUUGGAGUUCAGAAAUUAUGAAAUGGGAGUACCGGGAACUUCAAGCCACAGCUAUGUCUGUGGAUUACUCAGGAAAUAAUGUAUUAUUGGCUGGUCGAAGGUGGCUCGCUAUUAAACAGCUUUCUCUGGAUGAUGACGGAGGAGAUAUAGUGAAGAAAUAUCCUAGACACAGCAAAUAUGAUGCAGCUGGUGCAGAAUGGUGCCAAUCAUAUCCCGGACAAAAGCUAUGCGCUAUUGCGAGUAAUCAACGCGUAGAUGUAUAUGAAUGGCGUGCUGGUAACGACUUGACCUGCAUAUGCUCUCUUCGUGGACAUACUAGGGUUGUUAGUGAUACACAUUUUCAUAGGCAAGAUCACAACCUUAUCGCCACUUGCUCUAUUGACACAUUCACUCAUCUCUGGGAUUUGAGAGAUGCUAGAAAACCUGUUGUUUCUCUGUGUGCUGUAGCUGGAGCAUCACAAGUACAAUGGAAUAAAGUAGCUACUCACAUAGUGGCAACAGCACAUGAUGGUGAUAUUAAAAUUUGGGAUUAUCGCAAACACACAUCACCCAUACACUAUAUAUCUGCACAUCUAUGUAAAAUACAUGGUGUUGAUUGGAGCCCACACCACGAGUAUCAACUAGUCACUUCAAGUCAUGAUGGUAGCAUAAAAUAUUUUGAUAUAAAUAAUGCGAGACGUCCAGAGAAUAUCAUAAUGACAAACUUCCCAGUCUGGAGAGCAAUUUACACCCCUUUUGGCAGUGGUUUAUUAACUAUUGGUGUGGGUUGGGGUGGGUUGCCAAGAGCUGAACAGGCAGGGGUUAUCGGCAUUUGGGUGGGAGGAUCUUUAACACAUAGACUAGUUGGUCAUACAGACACUGUCCAGACAAUGGUGUGGAGACCAAAUACUGCACCAUGUAAUUACCAACUGGUCACUUGGGGCCGUGAUCAGUCUCUUAGAGUUUGGGCAAUGCACCCAUCACUAUUGAAGAUGUGUAAUCAUUAUUUACCAGAUGAUGAGGACACUGAAGAAGAUAAUAACAGUGAUUCAGUGAGUUAUGCAUCCACAGUAGGCUCAAUGAAUGAUCUAUCAGUCAGUGAUAACAAAGUUCAAGACAUACAAAUGAUUAAACUGACAAACAAAUCUACCACAUCCAUUAAUGAAGAAUUUGAAUCUAUACCAAAAAUGGCCAAUAUAGAAGUUACGGACAUGAAUAUUGAAACGCGUACUUGUCAAAUACACUCUGAACGCAAUGGCUACAUAGCAAACUUACAAGUAAUGUUCCCAAGAAAUGUAACUGAACAAACUAUACCAAAGUUUUCUUGGCUGUCGGGCACGAAUGUGGACAGUCCAACUACAAUUAAAAUAUUACAAGCAAUAAAUAGGACUGCUCAUCGCAAGAAAAAAGAAGGUCACAGAUGUUUACUACAUUGCUUAAAAACACUGGCGACAUCUAUCGACGAGAUACCAGUGAAGACCAAUGAUGAUACGGAUUCUAUGAAAUCUAGUCAAAGAAGUCAGUCUGAGAGUGAGAAUGCUGGUGAUUCAUGUAUCCCGUUUCCACGUACAUGCGGUGCUAAGUGGUGCGGAGUGAACACUCUAGUCGUAUUCAAUCGUCCACCGAACGCGAGGCGAUUGUCAUUAAAACAUGAAGCGGGAACACCCAGGUCGAUGUCGUCGCUGUCGUUAGCGCCGACGUUAUUCGGCGCGGGGUACAGCUCUGUAUCCCCACACGCGACCACUACGCCCUCCCCUACAAACGCACCUGGAUUCCCGCAAUUACAUCAUAGACAUCCAUCGAAUUCGAUAACAACAUUCUAUUUUCAAGAUAGAUGGAAAGCGGUAGGUCGGCGAGCAGGCAGUAUGCGAAGUCGCGGUAGCAUCUCGGGAUGCGGAUCGCCGCGUGUGCUACUCUAUACUGCAGAUCUGUUCCUGCUGCACCGCGUCCUCGCAGAAAAGUACGUGAUCAAUGCCGAGAACCCUGUUGAGAUGUGCGAGAAGAACGCGAAAAUAGCAGCGGAGGAAGGUGAGCGUGAACUUGCUGACGCUUGGGACUUAGCGGCGCUGUCGGCCCGCCUACUGAAAACACCCAUAGUCGACCACCUUGUAUCCAGCGAAGAGACUAUGGGCUGGGUUGGCCAUCCACUCUGCUGCAAUUUGCUACAGUCUCUAAUAUCCCAUUAUGCGAAGUUGUCAGAUCUACAAAUGGCAGCGAUGUUAACUUGUGCAUUUUCCGUCUUCAAUGAUACCAGCAAUUCAAGUUCACAGUCCACAAUUAGUACUUCUAGUUGUGGAAAUGGUACAUCUCCAUACAGUACUGUAAACCAGUACAGCGAAAUCAGCGCAGACGGCUGGACGUUACCCGUCAUGUUGCGCAGUAACUCGUGUUCGGAGGCCGAGAACUUUUAUACUGACUCCACCGUGUCGAAGUCUGAACGCGUGUCAUCUUGCGUACUCGACGAAUCGACGGUACACCUGUAUAAUUGCUUCAAACGAGCUUACGCUGAUGUUUUACAUCGGUGGCAGUUGUUGUAUAAGAAGACUGAGGUGAUGAAGCUGGUGCGCGGGGCCGGCGGCGCGGAACAGCUGGUGGGCCCGGCGGGCGGCGCGGCGCUGCGCUGCGCCGUGUGCGCGCUGCGCGUGCGCGGGCUGGCGUGCGCCUGCGCGUACUGCGGCCACGCGGGCCACGCGCGCCACAUGCUGCACUGGUUCUCACAACGUGAAACGUGUCCAACUGGCUGCGGAUGCAAAUGCGUCAUCGAGGGCCACAGCCUCUGGAAAAGUGUCAAUAAAUUUGUUUAACGUCUAAGGUAACCCAAUUUUAUUUAGCAACGCCGUGUAUAAUGCGAUCAAAAUAGAAUAAGACCGAUUCACCAUUGUGACGAUCAUAUUGACAUAUUAAAUAUUAUUAUAGAAUACAGACGCUCAAUGCAAACAAUGUAGGGAUAAGAUAUGUAUGCAAAAUAAAAAUAAAAUGUAGAGAAAUACCCAUCGAAAAUACCAAGAGAUUUUUUUAAUCGCACAACAAUUAUUAAUCCUGAAUAAUUUUAUUAAUAAUUAUAUAUGCUUUUCUAGAAUUGACAGUCAUUGACUUAUCGUAAUAUAAGUUGGCUAAUUUUCCUCUCUAAAAUCGAAUAAAUCUAUAUCUAUCUAAUCUAUAAAAGCGAAUAUAAUAAUAAUUUAAAAAAUGACCAUGAAUUUUUUAGAUAAUUUAUAAAGCAAUUUAUUAAACAAAUAAGUAACUGGUUUAAAAAUCUCAACAUCUGUGUAUAAUUUAAAUAAAUAUGUAUAUGAAGAGUCAAAUUGAUAAUCCCUCGUGGCUCUAAAAUAGAUUGAUUUUUCAAAUCAUGCUUCAUGCUGUAGUCGUAAUAUUUUUUAUUAUUUCAAACUUUUUAUAUUAAAUAUUUUAUUAUUCUCCCAGCUACAACUCUAAAUAAGUAGUCAGAAGCAUUAAUUAACUCUUAUUGUUGUGACGAACAUAGAUAAUUUUUUUAUAAUUUAUAUUCUAUGUUUUUAUAUACUCUACCUCUACCUUAAAGGUUAUCUGAAUUUCUGUGUUCAAUUUUUUUACAAUGUAUGUAGAUAUUUUUUACAUUUUGAAAAUUAGGUUGUAUAGCUUUGUACUGUGUUGUCUUGCGUUGAAGAUAAUCUAUAAACAUAUUACAUUACCAGGUUAUCUCUAAUGCCAAAGGCCCUUAUCCCAUAAACCUGAUAAGUAGAGUUACUGCUGUAUGAAAAACGUGAUAAUAUUUUAUUAAGAAAUAGGGUAAAUCAUGUAAUGAUCAUGCUUCAUUCAUAUUGGAAUAUCGAUGGAUGAUAAUAAAUAUAAUAAACUUAAAUAAAAAAUAUUGUGUUCUAUGCUGUGUACAUAAAAAAGCUAUUCAAUUAAUUUAAAACAAUAAUUUAAUAUAAAUAUAUUAAGCGUUAUACUUUUAUAUCUGUACAUUUGCGUUAAUAAAUAAUUACUCAAAUUUGAA